CAAACUUCGAAGUUGAAAUGCUCCAUGCUCCAACCCCCCAAUAUCGCAACAUCUCAUGACGCGUGUACGGAGAGAGGCGAAUUGAAGCUUGUAGCGGGAGAAACGCUUGCCAUAAUGCAGUGACGAUGAAUUAUGUGAAAAUUUGAAUCAUUUCACACUGCUAGCGCCUUAGCGACUAUAAGUUAACGUACAUUUGCAUUCCUCUCAAACUUUGCCCCCGAAGUGCUGGCACUUACUGUAACUGAUGUCUGAGUCUGAACACGACAACCGUUUUUCAGCCCAGUCAUGGGUUGGAGCUGUCAUUGAAUUCCUCCGACAGUUGCCUCUUCCGAGUCCGGGCUGGUGGCAAGAUCAGGCGCAUUCCACCAACCGUCAGACAAGUGGUAUUCUUACGGGACAACUAGAAGGAAGGGGAUCCUAUCCUACAACAUACGGAGGGUAUUGUGAUGUGUGGAAGUGCAGCUGGAGGAGGAAGGAUUCCGGAACCAUUGGGGUAGCAGUUAAAUCUGUUAGGAUACACGGAAGUGACUUAGACAAAGAACGGAAGAGCAAGAGAUUGAGCAAGGCAAUUGAAGGAUGGCUGGAAUUGGAUCACGAUAAUGUGAUGCCAAUUUUCGGCAUGGCACUUGGAUUUGGCCCAUUACCAGCCUUGGUGUGCCCAUGGAUGGAGAAUGGCACUCUGACACAUUACUUGGAGCAGAACUACCAUCAAAUUACCGCCUCAGCCCGAAAGGCACUGCUUUUGGAAAUCAUUUCCGCAGUUCUUUAUCUGCAUGAUCAUGGCGUUAUCCACGGAAGUCUUUCUGGGUCGAAUGUCUUCAUCAACGAUCUCGGACGAGCAUGUGUGGCUGACUUCGGGAUGGCAGCUCUACUAUUGGAGUUUUCUAGCGAGUCAUAUUUCUCUUCUUCCAUUGGAGGGGCGGUGAGAUGGAUCGGACCAGAGCUUUUCCAAGUUCCGGACGACUCAAGCGAUUCUGUGGGCUUCCCUAGUACUCAAGGUGAUGUAUAUUCCUUUGGAUGUAUCAUGCUUCAAGUUCUUUCUGGCAAAAUCCCAUAUCAUUACUUCCAGCGUGACACACAGGUCUUCUUUGCGAUAUCUACAGGCGUCAAGCCAUUGCACCCAGACACCUCCUGUGUCAAUGACGCUCAAUGGAGCGUUAUCCAGCAAUGCUGGUUGGCUCCACGACAACGCCCCAUUAUGGAAAAACUCCACUAUCUCGUUAAUGAACUAGAGGUCUGAUUCAUGAGGCUUCCUUGUUACGGCCUUACGAACCUUGUCUCCCUAGGUGCUAUAGUCCUAGCACAGCACGAACCCGCGAUGAUUUGCACUAUU
Messenger RNA from Suillus fuscotomentosus, 1333 nucleotides. RefSeq names its product kinase-like domain-containing protein. Lineage: Eukaryota; Fungi; Basidiomycota; Agaricomycetes; Boletales; Suillaceae. Bases 245 to 1240 code for a protein of 331 amino acids. The transcript has 9 exons. Gene Ontology annotation, molecular function: protein kinase activity; ATP binding. Gene Ontology annotation, biological process: protein phosphorylation. The record is from RefSeq and is a predicted model, not a curated record.